Messenger RNA from Colletotrichum karsti, 1824 nucleotides. Its product is annotated as Ppx/GppA phosphatase. Lineage: Eukaryota; Fungi; Ascomycota; Sordariomycetes; Glomerellales; Glomerellaceae. The transcript has 3 exons. The coding region runs from base 1 to 1824 and encodes 607 amino acids. Gene Ontology annotation, biological process: regulation of transcription by RNA polymerase II. The record is from RefSeq and is a predicted model, not a curated record.
AUGGCUUCCAGCACUGACAUCAUAACGCUCGACAACUUCGAGCAGCGGCUGCCAAGAUGGGACCCCGCAGGCCCCAAUCACCUGUACGCUCUGGUUGAUAUGGGCAGCAAUGGAAUCCGCUUCUCCAUCUCGGACCUCACCCCGCCACAGACCCGUCUCCUCCGCCCGAUCUACCGCGAACGAGCCGGCAUCUCCCUCUUCGACGCCCUCAACUCCUCCUCCACCGCCGCCUCCGAACCCCUGACCUUCCCACCCGAGACCAUCACAAAGGUCGCCGAGACCCUCGCCCGCUUCCGCCGCAUCGCCGUCUCCUAUGGCGUGCCCCCGGCCCACUUCUCCGUCCUGGCCACCGAGGCCAUGCGCCGCGCCGCCAACGCCGGCGACAUGCUCAAGGCCAUCCGCGAGGCCGCCGACAUUGGCGUCCACGUCCUCGCCCCCGAGGUCGAGACCCUCUUCGGCGCCGUCAUGGGCUCCCGCUCCGCCUUUGUCGACGUCGCCCGCGGCGGUCUGUUCCUCGACCUCGGCGGCGGCUCCGUGCAGAUGACCUGGGUCGACACCCGCCUCCCAGACUACGAGAUCGCCGCCGCGCUCGCCGGCGAGAGCUUGCCCUUUGGCGCCGCGCGCUUGAUCCGCAUCCUCGAGGGCCAGUCGGAGGAGGUCCAGACGAUGGAGAAGCAGAAGCUCAACGCGAGCAUGCAGAGCGCCUUUGCCAAGCUCUGCGACAAGUUCCCCGCCCUGGCAAAGUCCAAAGAUGAGUGGAACGCCGCGGGAGGCGAGGCGAACGGGGUCGUCCCGGGCGGCAUCGACGCCUAUCUCUGCGGCGGCGGCUUCAGGGGCUACGGGUGCAUGCUGCAGCACAACGACCCGAUCCAGCCGUACCCGAUCCCGUCGGUCGGCACGUACACGGUGUCGGGCGAGUUCUUCAAGCAGACGAAAAAGAUGCGCCGCGUCAACCGCGAGCACGAGGGCAAGAUCUACGGCAUGUCGAAGCGCCGGCGGCAGCAGUUCCCCGCCAUCAUCGAGGUCGUCGAGGCCUUCAUCCGCACCGUCCCCCACCUGCGCACCGUCACCUUCUGCGGCGGCUCCAACCGCGACGGCGCCCUGCUGAUGAAGCUCCCCAAGAGCGUCCGCGAGAGCAACCCCCUCGAGGCCCUCGCCGGCUACGCCCUCGCCCAGCCCUCCGUCGAGGACUCGGAGCUGGCCGUCGCCCAGGCCGUGCUGAGGACCCUCUACGGCGCCGUGCCCAAGAACGUCGACGUCUCGCGCACCCCCACCGUCUUCUCGCUCGGCCUCGGUCCGCUGUUCGCCAAGCAGAUCUGGAUCCACCAGGGCGAGGACGACGACGCCAACGCCUCGUACGCCCUGCACGAGACCGUCACGCGGGACCCCAGCGCCCCGGGGCUGACGCACCUCGCGAGGGCCGUCUUGGGCCUGACGGUCUGCGCGAGGUGGGGGUCGAAUCUGGGGCCGAUCGACGCGCAGUUGUACGGGAACCUGAAGAGCAUGGUGGCGGCGGCGAAGCUGGAGAGCGUGUUCUGGGCGGAGUAUCUAGGUGCGGUCGCGGCGGUCAUUGUGGACCUGGUGCCGGCGUGGCCCAAGACCGUGGACGAGCUGCAAUCGACUUUGAGAUUUGAGGCCACGCAGACGAUAGAUCCGGACAAGAAGAGGGCGCGGAUCGACCUCAUCGUCCACGCCGCGCCCGGCGCCGCCGUGGGCAUAGAUCCGGAGGACAUCCUGGCGCGUCUGGCGAACGUGGGGAAGAAGCGCAAGGACGGGACGAAGCCGGAGAAGAGGGUCACGGUCAGGAUCCAGGAGAUGAAGUAG